Molecule: messenger RNA, 1322 nt
Organism: Harpia harpyja (harpy eagle)
Lineage: Eukaryota; Metazoa; Chordata; Aves; Accipitriformes; Accipitridae
Gene: UBE2V2
Product: ubiquitin conjugating enzyme E2 V2
Exons: 5
Coding region: 108-503 (131 amino acids)
Biological process (GO): DNA damage tolerance; protein K63-linked ubiquitination
Cellular component (GO): nucleus
Source: RefSeq, a predicted model, not a curated record
UCCGCGCUCCAGAGCUGCCGCUGCCCUGUGGGAAGUGACGCGCUGCGUCAAGCGGAAGCGACGCGCUUCGCGUGCAGGCCCGGACCGGUGGGGGGGGUUCGGACAAGAUGGCUGGAUCUACAGUUAAAGUACCUCGUAAUUUUCGCUUGUUGGAAGAACUUGAAGAAGGACAGAAAGGAGUAGGUGAUGGUACAGUAAGCUGGGGCCUUGAAGAUGAUGAAGAUAUGACACUCACCAGAUGGACAGGAAUGAUUAUUGGGCCACCAAGGACAAACUAUGAAAACAGAAUAUACAGUCUGAAAGUAGAGUGUGGACCUAAAUAUCCAGAAGCACCUCCUACAGUUAGAUUUGUAACUAAAAUUAAUAUGAAUGGAAUAAAUAAUUCCAAUGGAAUGUAUCAGCACAGAUGGAAGGGUCCACCUGCAUGGAUCUUAUUGCAGAAUCUGUAUCUGUGUGGAUGCACGGAGCAUACCAGUGUUAGCAAAAUGGCAAAAUUCUUAUAGCAUUAAAGUUGUACUUCAAGAGCUAAGACGUCUAAUGAUGUCCAAAGAAAAUAUGAAGCUUCCACAACCUCCAGAGGGACAAACUUACAACAAUUAAUUUUAGCUGAUUCUCAAACUUCUGUCUUAAAACAACAACCUUCUACUCAUGUUAAUGUCUUGAUUAAAUCUCACAAUGCAAACACCCACACAUUAAAAGAAUUUCAGCUGGUAUACAUGACCUGGACAUUUGUAAGAAUAUAUAUAAUAUAUGUAUGCCCAAUAUGUUUUCAGGCACUAUGGGAGAAAAAGGCAGCACAAUUAUUUUUUUUUCUCUUAUCGAGGCACUGUCAUUUAAGCAUAAGCCUGAAAUAGCCUAAAAUUGGAAUUCAGGUUUUACAAGAUGAAAGCAUGACAGAAAGUGUCAGAUUGCUGUGGAAUAAUAUAUGUUUCUGAAAAUAAUCUCUUGAGAAGGCAAAAUAUAAAUGGCAUGCUUUAUCCAUCUUGCUUAGUAAAAGAGCUGCAGUUAAAUUUGUUUUAAAGUAGCAGGUACAGUGAAUACCGUUGCUCAUCUUGUUUAAUUUUGCAAGGGUGUGGGUGCCGACUACUAGUAGUGUCACAAAGUAUGUUCAGGAUUGUUUUGAUACCUGUAUUUAUAAAAUGGGGGGAUUAAUUUCUGUUAAGCAGCUCCUGUGUGUUACAUGUAUCGGACAUGGCAAAUAUUUGUUUACAGUCUUUGUUCUAAUAAACCAUGCAUUUAAGUUUUAGUGAAACAAAGGAAAUGUAUGGAUAUGUGAUUGAGAUUAAAGUUAGUCUUAAAAUGUAAAUAAAAUGUGGAAAGUG